UGCAAAUCGUCUUUCACAACACAAUUCUUCUGGUGCAGCGUAAAGCGGCAAGGGACACAAAACCACCAUCCAAUGGCUCUCCAGGGUAACGUGGCAAUCUUGACGCGUCUGCAGGACGCAGCGGCUGCCGUACAGAAGUUCAAGCACGCGAACCCGCAGGUGGCGGACGUGACGGUGCUCACUGUGCCCGAGGGCUCGGAUGUAACGCAGACUGUAGCCAACAGCUCCGCCGCAAAGGAAAAUGCAUUCGACGCCAUCGUAUCGUUCAGCGAGCAGACAGAGCAGCUGGGCAUCGAGCUCGGAGCAGUGCUUCCUCUGCUCAAGGCUGGCGGCGUGCUGCAGCUGCACGUUGCCAAUGUGCAGGAAGAGAAGAAGAACGCCAUCCUCAUGGCGCUGAUGAUUGGUGGCCUUGUAGACACAACUGACAAGAAGGAGAGCAGUCCCUUCUUCCCCAAGUUCUCAGACGCGGUCUGCUUCUCGUCCAAGAAGCAGUCGUUCGAAAGCACCGCCAUCCCACUUGCUAUUAAGUCCACGACGACGCAGCCCAUUAAGAAGUGGACAGUGCUGGCGGACGACUUCGGUGACGAGCAGGACGACGAUAUUAUCGACGAGGAUACGCUGCUCGAUGACACAGAUGAAGUGCUGCAGGCGGCCAAGGCAGACUGUGGAGAGAAGGUUGGCGGAAAGAAGCGGGCAUGCAAGAACUGCACUUGCGGUUUGAAGGAUGAGGACGACAAGCCGGUUAUGUCCGAGAAGGACCUGAACAAGCUUGUGUCUGGAUGCGGAAACUGCUUCAAGGGCGAUGCCUUCCGAUGCGGUAGCUGCCCGUUCCUAGGCAAGCCUGCGUUUAAGCCGGGCAUGGAGAAGGUUCUGCUGAACCUGGAUAACUCGGACGAUAUCUAAAUUCGCUAUUGCCUCAACUUCAGCAGUUGAAGAUCAUCAUCUGCCUGAAAUGGCCUGAGCGAUCCAGCUGGAGCAGUCGAGAUGCAUAGUGAUCGUGCUGGUACAGUAAAGACGCACCAAUAAGCCACUUCAUUCACUGGUACUUCAUUGUUGUUGCCAUUUUUUAGUCUCCUUGACAUCUUUUCACUUUUUUGGUUGUAUGGCAUGGAUCCACAGCAAAUUUCUAUCGCGCUAGCUCGGCCACCUUGCUUUACCGCAUAUCAAUCAAUUGGGUCGUGACCUGCUCCAUCCACUUACACUCAAACGCGUCCGAGUAGAUUUCAACAUGGCUCGGGUGGGUGUGGAAA
Messenger RNA from Phytophthora nicotianae INRA-310, 1250 nucleotides. RefSeq lists its product as hypothetical. Bases 73 to 903 code for a protein of 276 amino acids. Gene Ontology annotation, molecular function: iron-sulfur cluster binding. Gene Ontology annotation, cellular component: cytoplasm. The record is from RefSeq and is a predicted model, not a curated record. The transcript has 3 exons. Gene Ontology annotation, biological process: iron-sulfur cluster assembly. NCBI's taxonomy places the organism in Eukaryota, Oomycota, Peronosporomycetes, Peronosporales, Peronosporaceae.